UCCCAGCUAUUUAAACAGAUUCCAGCAGAUGGUGGAAGAACUCGGGUCCCAUCGUCAAAUGCGUCGCGGGUCCUGACGCCAACCGCCCCCCGCCCCGGACCAGGAGACCAGCAGAUCAGGAGACCAGGACCCUCCGCCUGGCGGUAUCCCGGCACCGCUCGAGCCUCCCGGAAGAGAAGUGGCAAGGGAAACUUUCUGGACCUGCCGGCAUCUUCGCAAACAUGCCGUCAGACUUCCUCACGCCCUUCCUGGAAGUGGACCUGGAGUUCUGCAAGACCUUUGCAGGCCCGGAGGUGACGGCGGCGGCGAGCCCGCGGCCCGCGCUCGGAGACGGCGGCUUCCGGCGCCGCCAUUCCCUCUGCCCCAUCGCGCUCCUCCACUCGAAUUUCAGCGAGGGUGAGGCCGAGUCCUCCUCCGAGUGGAAGCGGGAAGGCCGGCUCCCUCGCUCGCAACUCGGCCACAUUCCCUUCAGGACCGACCGCUCGGUCAGCAUGAUCGAGGGCGGGGUCGGCGCGGGCCAGGGGGAGCCGGCGCCCGCCCGGCUUCCGCCGGGACUCUGCGUGGGCAAGCGCAGCUGCGGCCCGCCCCCGAGCCCGCCCGGCCUCUCCGCGCGCUACAAGACGGAACUGUGCCGCACCUUCGAGGAGAGCGGCCUGUGCAAGUACGGCGCCAAGUGCCAGUUUGCGCACGGGCCGGAGGAGCUGCGAGGGCUGAGCCGCCACCCCAAGUACAAGACGGAGCCGUGCCGCACCUUCCACGCGGCCGGCUUCUGCCCGUACGGCGCCCGCUGCCACUUUGUCCACAACGCCGAGGAGCUCCUGCGGAGCGAGCCGCGGCCCCCCCCUCUGCGCCACAGCCUCAGCUUCGCCGGGUUCGCCGCCGCCCAGCGAUCCAAGGCGCCGUCGUCGCCGCCCUCGGCCCGGCCCUGGUCCGCGUCGCCCUCGGGGAGCCCGCGGCUCCUCUCGCCUCUCUUCCCGGAGCCGGGGCUUCUCCGUCCUCGUCCCUACCGUCCCCGCGCUGCCGCCGAGCUGGCCGGAGAAGGCGACAACGCCGACGACGACUCUGCGCUCGUUUUUUCUGCCGCGGCCGACUACAUGGACUCCCCUCCGGGUUUCUUUGCGAUGGCCGCGGAUGACGCCGACUCGGGUCUCGGCUUCAUCGCGGCCGACGACGGCCGGUCCGCCGCCGCCUCGGCUCUUUGUUUCCCGGGCGGCGGCACCCCACGCCCCGAUCUGGCCUCCGAACGCCGAGGCCCACCCGAGACCUCGGCCGCCCGCCCGGGGCCCCCCGGCCUCCGGCGCCGCUCCUCCGCCGACUCGCUCUCCGAGGAGGACUACGCCUCGUCCCGCUCCCUGGGCUCGGCUUCCGGCGGUGGCGAGUCGCCGGGCGCGGAGGGCCGCCGCCUGCCCAUCUUCAGCCGCCUGUCGGUGGCCGCCGACGAGAGCGGCCCGCGACUUUCUGCUCACGUGCUCCCCAAAGAGUUGUGUUGCCGUUGAGCUCCUUU
Hippocampus zosterae (dwarf seahorse) is the source of this 1504-nucleotide messenger RNA. Its product is annotated as mRNA decay activator protein ZFP36. The transcript is spliced from 2 exons. Bases 222 to 1496 code for a protein of 424 amino acids. The record is from RefSeq and is a predicted model, not a curated record. Gene Ontology annotation, molecular function: metal ion binding; mRNA binding. NCBI's taxonomy places the organism in Eukaryota, Metazoa, Chordata, Actinopteri, Syngnathiformes, Syngnathidae.